AUGCUAAUCGGAUCUUCAGCCUCUCUCAUCACACCCACCCGCACAUACGUUUCCACCAGCGCGCCUUCCGUGCGGAUAGCCUCGAAGACUACCGCAUUCCAGUCCCAACGGAGGUGGGCUUCCAACGAGAGCGAAAAGGAGAGAAGCGCUGUUAGGGACUCCGCUCCUGGUGCUGCAGAGCCGGCCAACCUGACAGAGGCUACUGAGGAAGCACUUCCAGCUGCCGAGACCAAUGAAAAGCUCGCAGCUGAUAGAGGAAACGUGGCCAGGGAUUCAGCUCCCGCCGCGGCAGAACCAGCCAACCUGACUGAAGCCACGGACGAGACAAUCCCGGCUGCUGAGACCAAUGAGAAAAUCCUACCUCGGAGUGGCAGAGCACCCAAGGACUCGGCGCCAGCCGUAGCAGAAACCGCCAACGCAACAGAAGCAAGUGAAGAGACGCUGCCGGCCGCCGAGAUCAACGAGGGCGUGGCUGCUUCGUCGACUCCUAACCAGUCAGCCACGGGCAGAGCUCCCUCUGGGGUGAAUGCGGCAUUGUUUGAGCGCAAACCGACUCUUUAUGUUGGGAACUUGUUCUUCGAUGUGACCGAAACCGACUUGGUCAAAGAGAUGGCUCGCUUCGGCACCGUGACGAGAUGCAAGAUUGUCCGCGAUACUCGAGGUCUAAGCAAAGGUUUCGGUUAUGUCGAUUUCUCGACGCAGGAGGCUGCGGACGCUGCUCUCGAGGCUCUUAAUAUGCAAAUGUUUGAGGGUCGUCGUAUCACCGUCCAGUACGCCGCGCGCAGCAGCGGUAUGAUGGACACUCCGAACACCACCCGCCGCCCAAUGAACCCGCCAUCCAAAACGCUCUUCAUUGGUAACAUGUCUUUUGAGAUGACGGAUCGUGACCUCAGCAACUUGUUCCGUGGAAUCAGAAACGUGAUCGACGUCCGUGUCGCCAUCGAUCGCCGCACCGGACAGCCCAGAGGCUUUGCCCAUGCCGACUUUAUCGACGUCAAGAGUGCUAUGGAGGCCAUGAAGGUCCUGUCGGAGAAAGAGAUUUACGGUCGAAGAUUACGAGUUGACUAUUCGUUCAGCUCUUCGAACAGGGCACCGAGAAAUGAGGCUCCUGCCAACUCUGACGAUGUUCCGCCCGAAUCGCAGUAG
This is a messenger RNA of Exophiala dermatitidis NIH/UT8656, 1146 nucleotides long. RefSeq names its product nucleolin. The transcript has 3 exons. The coding region runs from base 1 to 1146 and encodes 381 amino acids. Gene Ontology annotation, molecular function: RNA binding. NCBI's taxonomy places the organism in Eukaryota, Fungi, Ascomycota, Eurotiomycetes, Chaetothyriales, Herpotrichiellaceae. The record is from RefSeq and is a predicted model, not a curated record.